AUGGUUUCUCAACUUUCUUUGACGUUUUUCUUGAUGGGGAUCAUGUGUGCAAGCGCACAGGAAUCAACAGUCAAAAAUUCAGGUUGCACUGAAAUGAUGGAUGAAGGGACUGGAUCAGAAAAGAUAUUGCAGUUCUACUACAUGGAGGACGUCGAUUUUUGCAACCCUUUCUUCUACAAAGGAGAGGGAGGCAAUGGCAACCGGUUCACCACCGAACAGCAAUGCCUGGGAAAUUGUUCAUUAAAGUAUCAUGAGCUCUAUCCAGAAGGAGAUGCAGUGUGCACUUUAAAGAGGGACCGAGGCAGUUGUUACGCCCGACUUGUCAUGUAUUACUAUGACACUGAGCAGAAUGUCUGCCGACUGUUUCUUUAUGGAGGCUGUCAGGGAAAUGGCAACCGUUUUGAGACUAAAGAAGCUUGUGAGAGCAUGUGUCAAGCAAGGUCUGGAAGGAUGUUAGGACAAGCUCCUAACCCUGAUGAGCAAACAGUGGAUGUGGGUUUGAUUGUAGGCAUUCUGGGUGGUGUUGUGUUUGCAGUGGCAGUCAGUGCUACUAUUGCGCUAUUUGUACUCCGAAGGAAAGCAAAACAUGCAGACAUGAAGAAAGUGCCCACAACUGAUAUUGAGAUGAGAUAAACAGACCGCUAGUUAAACAG
Neoarius graeffei (lesser salmon catfish) is the source of this 653-nucleotide messenger RNA. RefSeq lists its product as uncharacterized. The transcript has 7 exons. Lineage: Eukaryota; Metazoa; Chordata; Actinopteri; Siluriformes; Ariidae. Gene Ontology annotation, molecular function: serine-type endopeptidase inhibitor activity. The record is from RefSeq and is a predicted model, not a curated record. Bases 1 to 633 code for a protein of 210 amino acids.